Messenger RNA from Peronospora belbahrii, 1182 nucleotides. NCBI's taxonomy places the organism in Eukaryota, Oomycota, Peronosporomycetes, Peronosporales, Peronosporaceae. The record is from the annotation of a GenBank genome assembly.
AUGUUCCCAACUGACCGCUUCCAUCCGUUGGUACCGGAUGCUGAUCGCCUGCACGACGAUUUGAUACAGGCAACGGAGCUGGAAUAUACACCCAAAACAUCCAAAGAGUUGGGUUCAGUACUUGUACUACAUCAAUUCUUACCAGCUUGGGAUGUACAGGCCUAUUUGCGUGUGGCAGGUAUUUGUCUCCAUGUGCACAACUCCAAGUACCCGAUGUAUGAGGCUACAGGUGAAUUACCUCAACUCAGUGAUGGAAACUUUUUGCUGCCGAAAGACAAGAUCAUGAUGCAUUUACAAACAUUUCAUAAGGAUAUUGACGACUUCUUGAGCGAUACGCAGCGUAGUGAGUCGUACGCUUAUCAAUCGAUGCUCUCGGAGAAGUUGCAAUGUGUCAUGAUGUACUGUCGGUGGGUCGACUCAUCAACGUAUCGAGAAGUUACGCGUCCGCAUAUGAAACGGUACAUCCCAUUCCCUCUAAAUCUCCUUUUGCCGAAGAAGAUGCAUCGAGAGACAAUGGACAAGCUGCGGUCGUACGGCAUCUCAACGAAAGAACAAGCUUACGUCAUUGCUCGUGAUUGCUAUACGGCACUCAAUACGAAGCUAGAGAGUGCUAGCACUCGCUAUUUUUUCGGAGACCAGCCCAGUGCACUGGAUGUAGCCGUGUUUGGUCACGUUGUUGACGCGCUGGGCAACUCUCAGCUGGUGGCCACCUUACACCAGCAUGCACCACUGCUCAUCACGCUGGCGGAGCGCAUCCGUGACGUGUACUUUGGUGGUCAUGAUGAACAGCCCACGAGUCUUAGCAAGGAGGUUGUGUACUCGGAAAAUCGAGCCAAUUACUUUGUAGCGACGUCACUAGAUGGUGCCUUUAUGAAAAAGGUGUCACCGCCAUUGCAAGAGGUUUUUCUGAAGCCUUACCGAAGCUUGGACUGGAGUCGUCGAGUGCUCGCAUCGGAGGUUGCCUUGAGAAAGCGUGAGAAGGAAGUUGAACAGCAGUCAGAUAUAAAUGAAGAACAAGGUAAAGCUUUUGAGAAGGGAUCUCGUAAUGUUAUUAUUGGUGCCAUUGCCGCUCUCGUGCUAUACGCCAUGGCUUCGUUGCCUGUAGAUGUGCAGUUCGAUGAUGGUGAUAAUGAUGAGUUUUACGAAGAUGACGACAAAGAGGACCAUUAUAAUGAUGAAUAG